AUGGACUCUACUACAAUUACAAAAGCAUUAGGUACAAUAACAGCUUUAUUUGUGGUAAAUUAUGCAUAUCGACGGUAUACAUCUAUUCUUUCCAAUGCUCCGACACCUAAAAUUAAUAAUUUCUGGAUCACUUGGUUUGGUAUUGUCCCUCCUCCUAGUGAUGGUGAUGAUGAUGUAUCUCAAUUCUUAAUUGAAUCUGGACAAGAUCAACAUCAAAGUCCUAUUAGUGUUUGUUUCUCAAUCAUGGGUAAACCUCUUGUCUUGGUGAAUACUUUGAAAGGAAUCAAAGAUGUAUUGAUUGAUGGUCAAGCAAGAAAUAAAAAGUUGGGGCCUUGUGUACAACGUGGUGAGAUGAUUUGUCGACUUCAUAGUUUAGUGUUUGGCGGGCCAAGUAUUAAUAACACAGUGGGUCAGGAUUGGGCUUGGCGACGACAUGUUCUUUUACCUCCUUUUCAACCUCGACAACUCGUUCCUAAAUUGUUACCUUAUGUGGCCGAACAAGUGACUGAUGUUUUGAAUCUUUUUGACCAGCAUGCUUCACAAGGAACUGCUUUAGAACUCGAUAAUGUUUUUACUGAUCUUACUAUGGGUGUCAUUAACUAUUAUUUAUAUGGUCGACGAGAUUUGAAGUUUGAUAUGGUUGGUGGGCGCUCCAACCUAAAGCACGAACAUUUGAAACUUGGUUUAGGCUUCCAAUCCCUUGAAGCAUGGCUUCCUUUUGGAUUGAACAAAACUAACUGGGCUCAACGUGCAUAUGGACCAGCUCGUGAACGACUUAAAGAUUUUAUUCGUGAUUCCUUGAAUUUGGCAGAAGAAGAACACAAUCAACGACAAGAAAUACAAGGAAUUUCAACCACAUCAACUUAUCAUUGUGUUGCAGCGGCUGCUCUGGAUAGUGGCAAAUAUGAUCAUGAUCGUGAAGCUUUGGUGACUGAUUUGUUAUCCUUAACAUUUGCGGGUUAUGACACGACGUCACAUACAUUAUCAUUUUGUUUUUCUGAAUUGGCGAGACAUCCAGAACUUCAACAACGUUUAUUUAAAGAAGUACGACAGGUGCUUGGUCCUCCUCCUGUGGCGAUUGAAUCCAUUACUGCUGAGAAGCUUGCACAAUUACCUUUGGUGACGGCCAUGUAUCGUGAAACUCUUCGCAAGUAUCCUGCUGUGGUAUUUAUUCCUGUACAUGUAAAUCGUGAUACUUUGGUCGAUGGUGUAGUAGUACCUGGUGGUGCAGAAAUAUGGUGCAAUGUACGUGGACUUCAAAUGAAUUCAGCUAUUUUCCCUGAUCCUGAUACUUUCAACAUUGAUCGUUGGUUACCUCCUCAUAGUGGUUCAAACAGCUCCUUUACUUCCAACUAUGGCGACUUUGAUAAUUUAGCAGAUAAUGAUAAUGACGAUCAAGCUAGUUUUGGACCUGAAUCACAACACCGAUUCCCAGAUAUCACAUUUACCUUGGGCCAACAUGCUUGUUUGGGAAAGAACUUGGCUAUACUUGAAUUACGUACUAUGAUCGCUCUUACUGUCAAUCAAUUCACAUGCUCCUUGAAACCUGGUAAUCGUAUAGAAACAAAGAUUAUUCUAACCACCAAACCGAAGAAUGGCGUCUGGGUACAUUUUAAAAAACGAAUUGAUUAGAGUUUAGUUUAUAGUUUAGAUAAUUUUGAUAUGGUUGUGCUCAAAUGUGAAUAAAAUGACGAUAUGAAAACCUUAUCUUUUUUGAACCCCAG
Molecule: messenger RNA, 1724 nt
Organism: Halteromyces radiatus
Lineage: Eukaryota; Fungi; Mucoromycota; Mucoromycetes; Mucorales; Cunninghamellaceae
Product: cytochrome P450
Exons: 3
Coding region: 1-1632 (543 amino acids)
Molecular function (GO): oxidoreductase activity, acting on paired donors, with incorporation or reduction of molecular oxygen; iron ion binding; monooxygenase activity
Source: RefSeq, a predicted model, not a curated record